Messenger RNA from Portunus trituberculatus (swimming crab), 683 nucleotides. RefSeq lists its product as uncharacterized. The record is from RefSeq and is a predicted model, not a curated record. The coding region runs from base 300 to 680 and encodes 126 amino acids. The transcript has 4 exons. Lineage: Eukaryota; Metazoa; Arthropoda; Malacostraca; Decapoda; Portunidae.
UCACUAAAAAUCUAUAUAUAAACCCACAGAAUCCUAGACAAACUAGCAAAAACAUGAAUAUACAAGCAGAAAAUCUUGAAACUGAGCUUUGAAGGAAUAAAUUACCCAAAAAGACAAUCCUCACAUUAAUUUGGCACCUUAAUCAUACCGGCGAGGAACAGACAGACGGUUUAAAGGGCAGGACAAAAUGUUACGGUUUAUAUGGAAACAAACCCAUUUUUAUCCUUAAGAAACCCAAAGAACACCCUCUGAGUACUUGCUGAUUGCUGUAGAGGGAAAUUCUUCACUAAUAAUCUAAAAUGUUUGGGUUAUUCCGCAUGCCUCGGUUCAUCCGGCGGUUCAUCCGUCGCAGAACCAAUAAGAUGCCGGUUGAUAAGGCGAUAAAGAUGAAAGAGAGGCUUUCUUUAGCGUAUGCCUUCUGUGCAUGGAACUUGUUUGGUUUCCUGGCAUACCUUAUGUACAAAGGCCGACUGACAAAGGUCGAUGAUGCAAAUGAAGAAUCCCAAGGUCGCCAGUUUGUGAAGAUGCUUCACCUUAAGAAUGUAACCCUUCAUGAAGUCAAGGGCUUGAACUACAUACAGAAAUAUGACAUCAAUGAAGAAGUGUCUGCUAAGACCGAUGCUCCAGAAACUGAUGUCACUAAUGAAGACCAAGAACAGCUUCAAAAGGAGUCUGACUGAAAG